Molecule: messenger RNA, 979 nt
Organism: Gamsiella multidivaricata
Lineage: Eukaryota; Fungi; Mortierellomycota; Mortierellomycetes; Mortierellales; Mortierellaceae
Exons: 1
Coding region: 102-542 (146 amino acids)
Source: RefSeq, a predicted model, not a curated record
UUUUUCCCGAGGCGUAUUCAUCACUGAAUAAUGGCCUGAAGAAUGUCUUCAACCCUAAUUUGAAAAAACGUUUGAAAAUCUCUCCAUUCCUUCUUACCCCUAUGCCCAAACAGCGAUAUACCAUUCGACAGCGACUUAUCAAAGAGUGCGAGAAGGGCUUUUUCGAGGCCGCAAAGCGAUAUGCCGAGCACCAGUCGACGGGGCCAUUUGGUAUCCAUGAACUGGAGAUGUAUUAUAAUGCGCUCCAGUACCUGUACCAGAAUCGAUAUCUCGCACCCCGAAGUCGUCUGCCUUUCUCGACCGAUUUGAGGGACAGGGUUCUCGAAGAAUACAGUGCGCACCACUUCAAGUCCAUAAUGCACAUUACACCAGCUCAGUUUGCGUCGUUGGUGGAGUUGAUCAGCAGGAGCAGUCAAUUUCGACCCAAAAACGACAAUUUCCCUCAGGCGCCCGUCGAAAUCCAGCUGAAAGUCGCUUUAUUUCGUCUUGGAACAAAAGGAACUGCAGUCGAGAAGGUUGCUUGGGUUUUUGGAGUGAGCUGAGGAUCCGUCCAUGCCUACACUUGCCGAUGCAUCUUGGCAAUCGAGGACUUGAUGCCUCAGUUUGUUGUGGGGCCGGACCGAGCGAGAAAAGCAGAGAUCAAAGCAUGGUUCAAGGAGAACAAGGGCUUUCCUGGCGCAAUUGGGCUGUCGACGGGGCGCCGAUCCCGUUUGAUCAAGGCCCUUCAUAUGACACCAAGUCCUGGAUUACUAGGAAAUGUGAUUAUGCCAUGAGCGCCACGGCCGUUGCUGACCACCAGGGACGCUUUACAUACUUCUCGACCGGGUACGUUGGAUCUAUGCAUGACGCGUUGGCCUACAAGAACACCCGCCUUUACACCAGACAGGAUUUUUUCUUUCAAGGAGAGGAGUACCUACUUUCUGAUGCAGCCUACGCCUUGACCCGCACGGUGAUUCCGAGAUACAAAGGAGCGACUGGG